Molecule: messenger RNA, 1008 nt
Organism: Hyaloperonospora brassicae
Lineage: Eukaryota; Oomycota; Peronosporomycetes; Peronosporales; Peronosporaceae
Source: the annotation of a GenBank genome assembly
AUGCACUGCACAGCUCUCGCUGUGCUGCUGCUGUAUGCACUCGUUGUGCGCACUGCUGUGCUGGUAAGAGCCGACGCGGUCACGGGAGCACUAGUCCCAAACAAGACCACGUCCGGCGCGGAAUCGUCGGCAAUAGCCCGUGGUAAAGUCGCUACCGGGAAGUUCGCACGGCUUAACGAGACCGAGGAACGAUCUCCUCCUGUCUCUCCGAACAUCAUGUCGCCAGCAUGGUCCUCGUUCAACUCGUUGGAGUCGAUGUUUUCGAGAAGCGCUCGCAGUCCUAUGUUCUCUUCGACCAGCAAGCCGUCAGUUAGACGUUACUUCAAGUCGUUGCGGUCGCAGGCCUUGAACAGUAUUCGAGCUCGUUGGCCGCAGGACAGAGACUUCGUAGUUGGUACUUUCAAGCGGUUUGAGCUCGACACUGGGCUGGAAGAAAAUCUGUUCACCCCCAAGUUUAAGCGUUGGGUUGCGAUUGUGGAUCGCUACAAUAAGCGCAAUCCGAACGACAUGGUGUCGGUUGCUGAGGUGCUAGCGAAGACGUACACGGAUCUAAAACUGGUCCAAGCUUUUCGGGCGUCCCCAAUUCCUAGAGACGCGCGUCGGUUGGUGACAAGAUUGGAGAUGCAACUGGUGAAAUACUGGACGAAGAAUAAAAAAACGUCACUCGACGUGUUCAAGCUGUUAAAUCUUCACGUGGAAGGGAGCAACAUUUUUGAGCGUCCCGAGUUGAGCCUGUGGUUUUUGCACACGGCGUUGGUGCAUGUAAAUGACCGCCAAAGGACCAUGGCCAAGACUUUAUUGACAUGUUACACCUUGGAAGCCUUGAAGACCAUGCACCAGGACUACAUCAUGUGGGACGUCUAUAAUUUGUUCGAUAUAUGGGCGAGUCUACGAACUGUGCUCGCGCUGUGCAGUCCGCCUAAGAAGGCAGUUAACUUGCCUGGACAGGGCAAAGUCGAAUCGCAAGCCGGUGGGCUACGAAAGAUAAAGGAGAAUGGGACGGUGUAG